UCAAUUCAAUCCUCUUCUUUCUUCUCAGUACCAUAAGAUUUUCCUCGCUGAAGCAAGAAAAUCUGACCUUUUUUUUUCUGUUUAUUACAAUGAGAGACUUUGCCUCUUGUUUCAGUGAAUAUGCUGUACAAGUUUCUGAUAGCGCUUCUUGUUCUAGUUAUGCAAAUACUUCUUGCAUCUCUCAAAAUUUGAUCCCUUCAGUCCAGAAUGCGGUGACUUGUUUAUACAAAACCAUUCUUUCUAAUCAGAAUCAAUUAGUCAUCAGAGUUGCAUGGUCAAAGAACUCUGCUUCUCAAGGCCUGAGCAUACACUUUGGUGAUGAUCCAUCCAAUUCUUUCAAGCUCAAUACGAAUUCUCGGUUGUUCAGGAAGAAGAAAGGCAGUAAAUGUUGUGAAUUCAAUGAUUACAAAGUUGAAGUCUUUUGGGAUCUCUCUGCAGCCAGGUACAAUACAGGCCCUGAACCGAUUGAUGGAUAUUAUGUUCUGGUCACGGUUGAUUCACAACUUUGCUUAAUUCUUGGUGAUAUGGCUGAAGAAGCAUCUUCGAAAAAGCUGAAAAGCGCCACCCCGGUUGCUAAAUCUUCGCUAGUUUCAAGGCAAGAGCACUUCUCCGGCAAUACCCUGUAUUCAACCAAGGCUCAAUUUUGUGAUACAGGCACUUGUCAUGAUAUUCUGAUAAGGUGCAGUGGUGAAAAUGAAGGGUUAAAGCAUCCAGUUUUAUCAGUUUGCAUUGAUAAAAAGAUGGUAACUCGAGUUAAGAGGCUGCAGUGGAAUUUCAGAGGAAAUCAGACCAUAUUUCUUGAUGGUUUAUUGGUUGAUCUCAUGUGGGAUGUUCAUGACUGGUUCUUCAAUCCGGCUUCCGGAUAUGCUGUUUUCAUGUUCAGAACAAGAAGUGGGAUGGAUAGUAGAUUGUGGUUGGAGGAAAAACUUGUGCAGAAGGAUCAAGAUAAAGUUGAUUUCUCAUUGUUGAUCUAUGCUUGUAGGUGCCCAUAACACGUGGUAUUCCUGAUUUUCUCCCUUUUCUGUUUUUAUAUUUUUUUUCCUUUCCUUUUUUUUUUUUACUCGUGAAGGGAGUAGAAAUCUCAUUCUUUGGAUCUUGGUAAACUUACAAUUACUUGAUGAUAAGUGAAGAAUCUUGUUGAA
Messenger RNA from Coffea eugenioides, 1142 nucleotides. RefSeq lists its product as uncharacterized. The record is from RefSeq and is a predicted model, not a curated record. The transcript has a single exon. Lineage: Eukaryota; Viridiplantae; Streptophyta; Magnoliopsida; Gentianales; Rubiaceae. Bases 90 to 992 code for a protein of 300 amino acids.